Molecule: messenger RNA, 642 nt
Organism: Paramecium sonneborni
Lineage: Eukaryota; Ciliophora; Oligohymenophorea; Peniculida; Parameciidae
Source: the annotation of a GenBank genome assembly
AAAAAUAAUAGAAUGAAUAUAGAAACUUAAUCAGAAAAGUCUGACUAAAGAAGAUCAAAGAGAGAGAGAUAUGUAGGUGAAGCAUUGAAUGCAGUAUAAAAAUGGAGGGAUUUAUUUGAAAAUGGUUAUUCUGAUGAAGUAGGUAAUUACAUAAAACCAACUUUGAAAGAAGCAGCAGAUUUAGUUGGACUUCCAAAAAGAUCUCUUGAAUAAUAUUAUAGUGUUUUUAAGUAAUACUUUUCAUUAAAAUCAAGAAAAAUUCCUUAAUCUACUGACAUUAUAAGGUUUCUCGAUAAAAAGAUGGGCUAUCUCAAUUAGUUCAUUAGAGAAUUUUAAAAUGAAUCUGCCAUAACUAAAGAAUAGGAAUAAGAAUUAGAAUAAGAAGUUCAAUAAGAAUAAAGCUCUUGGGAUAAUAUGAUAAUAGAAGCAGAUGAUUCCUUAGCAGUUUAAAGAGAGAUGGAAGAUGAACCUUAACUUUGUUAGAUUCUUUAAUAGUAAUAAAUUUAUGAGAAUGAAGAAGAAUAUAUAAAAUUUUUAUAAUUAGAGGAAGAUUAAAAAUAUUGUUCAGAGUAUUACUAUUAUGAUGAAGAUGAUGAUUAUUUUAUUAAAGAUGAUUUUAAUAAUCCUGCUUUACCAGAUUGA